GCGCGGUGCAAACGUUUGCCUCCGAAUCACAAUAUCCGCCUAUUUAUGAAAGGUAUAUCAGUUUUGUCGCGAGUAAGCGGUACGGAGCACCAGCAAAUAUGCCGCUUUCUUCUGGGCCUAAUCAUCGACAUCCAUUUGCCUGAUGGGGCAUCCCCUGUUAGACUGAUUCGCACAGUUCGAGGCCUCCUCGACUUCUUAUAUCUCGCGCAGUACCCAUGUCAUUCGGAUCUGACAUUAGAGCAUCUGAGUGGUGCACUCAACCGAUUUCAUGACAACAAGUCUAUCUUCGUGGAUCUAGGUAUCCGAUCAUCAUUCAACCUCCCAAAGCUCCAUUCUUUCCGACACUACGUUACGAUGAUUCGAAUGUUCGGAACCACUGACAAUUAUAACACUGAAUAUACAGAACAACUUCACAUUGAUCUAGCGAAGGAUGCAUACCGCGCGACAAAUCACAAGGACGAAUACAUGCAAAUGACCCUCUGGCUCGAGCGACGAGAGAAGAUGCUGUGGCACGAUAAAUUUAUUCAAUGGCGUCUACACAAUGGUGCUGCCCCAGCUCAUGUCCCUCAAUCGCGUCAUCCCCUACCCCACUCCGACCUUGUAUAUCUGCGACAAUCGAAGCUAACAAAAAACCCAUCUGUUAAACGGGUGACGUUUGCGUCCCUAGCUGAGCAGUAUGGUGCUGUACAUUUUCAAGCUGCUGUGGCUCGUUUCGUCGUGCAAGUGACACAGCCUGAUUUGACUGUGAGGCAGUCUGAAGAGGCUGCCUGCCAUGUCAAUCUACCAUUCCAGUCAGUUGCGGUAUUCCACAAGGUCCGCUAUAGUACUGUGGGUGAUGAUGGCAUGCUAAACAAUGUCACUGUUGAUGCAAUCCAUGCGAGACCUGCCCGACGUGACUGCCACAACAGGAAAGUUCCAGCGAGGUUUGAUACUGCACUUGUAAAUCUGGGCAAUGGCAGAAAAAUGGGUGUUGAAGGAUAUCGUGUUGCGCAAGUUCACGUGGUCUUCUCACUGUCGGCCAAUGUCAAACAUGCACUGUUUGGCAAUGUCAAUGUGCCUGACCACCUUGCUUACGUCGAAUGGUUCACGCCGUUCACUGCACCAGACAUUAACCAUGGAAUGUAUAAGGUUUCACGCACACUUUAUGAUGGUGACAGGCAAUCCAGCAUUGUCCCUAUUUGCAAUGUUCGACGGUCCAUUCACUUAAUACCCAAGUUCAGGACAGUAGCUCCAUGUGAAUGGACUACGAGCAACAUAUUAGACCGGUGUAGCACUUUUUUUGUAAACAACUUCACUGACCGAGAUGCAUAUGUAACUGUAUUCUAG
Messenger RNA from Suillus fuscotomentosus, 1326 nucleotides. RefSeq lists its product as uncharacterized. The annotation marks the transcript as partial. The transcript is spliced from 2 exons. Lineage: Eukaryota; Fungi; Basidiomycota; Agaricomycetes; Boletales; Suillaceae. The record is from RefSeq and is a predicted model, not a curated record.